Racocetra fulgida is the source of this 351-nucleotide messenger RNA. The record is from the annotation of a GenBank genome assembly. Lineage: Eukaryota; Fungi; Glomeromycota; Glomeromycetes; Diversisporales; Gigasporaceae.
AUGAUUAUUACAUGUCAAGAAAAUCUUGCUAUCAACGAAUCAAGGUUAUCUUCGCAAUUAUCUCAGCCUUCCAUCGUUUCCGACUGGCUGUUGGCACAUGCGGAUUUGGUUAUUCGUGAUUCAGAAUCUGCAACCCAUCCCAAUUAUCCUAUCAUCGGAGAACAACCUAUUGUGCCCCUUUCAGGUAUCAAUGAUGAACGAACUUCUAUACCUUCGCUCAACUUUGAAUUUUACUUGGAUUGUCCUGUCGAGCUUGCACAGCCUCUUCAGAUACCUUCCCUAGAAUCUAUGGCUCAAAAUGAAACACAAUCACAUUUUAAUCCCUUUCUUAAUUUCUACACAUUUAACUAA